CAACGUGGCCGGUGUUAAGUUAAUUAUCUUAAUUUCAAUUAGUAUAUUGUUUUAAAAAACAAAAUGCAGCACCUAAAGCCAAGUUUCAUUUCCACUAUGGAGUCGAAGAAGACCACUGACGCUGGUCUUACAACAGAUAUGAGGGAGAGAAGUAUCACAGGUAAUAAGUUUAAUGCAUUCUUAAAGUGUGCUUCAAUAAUUAUGAUAACAUUUGCAGAACACGUGUUAAAGAUAUGUCCAAAAUUCGAUUUGCUGUAUGACAUUUUUGGCAACCGUAGCAAUGUGAACGUCAAUAUUGUGAAAUCUGAUGCUUCUGUGGAGUGUCUUAUAAACCCAUCAGCAACAGAAGUAGAACCCAUUGCUAUGCCCACAAAUGUCGGAAAUGAAACCGAUUCGGCCAGUGCAUUGGAAGAUUCUCCAACUUCAUCCCGAUUAUCUAGAACGCGCGGAAUAAACCGAAACAGAUCUAGUUCUGCACAACGUGAAACUACAUUCUUCAUUAUUAUGUUACAACAACGCAGGAUCGAAAUUGAGGUACAAAAAAUAAAAAUUCUGAAAGAAAACGCGGAUUUAGAUAGAGCACAAGCACUUCGCGUGAAGAAAAUGGAAUUAGAGGCUUACAAGGAAGUGAGCUCAAAAAAUAUGAAAUAGAAAGACCGGAUGCUAUAAAACUGUUAGCGGAUGCGCUCAACAAUUUCAAUAAG
Teleopsis dalmanni is the source of this 704-nucleotide messenger RNA. RefSeq lists its product as uncharacterized. The coding region runs from base 64 to 651 and encodes 195 amino acids. The transcript has a single exon. The record is from RefSeq and is a predicted model, not a curated record. Lineage: Eukaryota; Metazoa; Arthropoda; Insecta; Diptera; Diopsidae.